CCCCACUCAGUUCGUCCGAAUUUUCUGCAUUCGGAACGCGUGAGGAGUUUUCGGCAGUCGCAUUCGCGAGGCCCCCGACGAUUAGGCGCGUCGCGAUUGACAGAGCGCAGAGAACAGACGCAAGCCGCGAUCGUUGCAAUAUGCGGAAGUGAACACAUCACGGACAACGACGCACCAAGUGAAGUGGCAGUGUUCUGUGCUAACAAACUAUGCUAUUGUGCCCCGACUAACUCAAGGACUGUGCAAUUUGGACUUUCAUGGAAUCCAGGGCAGGUAUCCGAAGCGGCCUGGGCAUGGACUCCCAGCAGCAGCAGUACUGCUUGAAAUGGAACAGCUUCGGCUCCAACCUGGCGACCUCGUUCGCGAACCUCUGGAACUCAGAGAGUCUUGCCGACGUCACGCUCUACUGUGAAGGUCGCCAGUUCAAAGCCCACAAAGUGAUUCUGGCAGCAUGCAGCAAGCAUUUCCAAGAGCUGUUCGACACAGCGCCUCCCAGCCAUGCUGGUGCAUGUUAUGUCAUCCUCGAGGCAACAAGUGCAGACAACAUGCAGGCACUCCUGGAGUUCAUGUACAAGGGGGAGGUACAUGUCAGCCAGGAUGCGCUCUCCAGCUUCCUGAAAAGUGGAGAGAACUUACAGGUUAAAGGUCUGUCAAUGGAGAUGUCUCAAGAUGCAUGGGUGAAGCAACAAACCCAAGCAUCGAACGAACGUCACCAAGCCAGAAUCAAGACCAGCCCGACCUCCGGGACAGCGACCUGUGAGGCCCAAGAGGGUCCGCAGACACACACAGCGACAUUCGCACCGAUAUUGCCACAGUAUGGAAUGCCGAUUCAUGGAGGAGGGUCGAUGGGGAGAUAUGCUCCUCCUGCCCAUCUGCCCAUUCACUCGACCACGCACCGCAGACCACCGCCUCCGAAGCCAUCUCCAUCGCAGAGUCCUCAUCCAAGAAAUUACAGGCAAAGUUCAUCAUCAUCGCAUUGCGGCAGCGUCGCUGAUGAGCCGGAUACCCGCUCAUCACCUGGUGCCAGCGCCAGAUACGAGGAAAACCCUGACUCAAGCAUGCCCAACGCGAUCAAGAACAACGGCUACGACAGAUCUGCUUCAGCUAACGAGGAGAUGGGAGAUCGAUUGAACAAUGAACAAGGCGCCGAAGAUUUACGGAUAAAGAGUGAGAUAGAAUACACGGGAUACAACAACUCGCCGCCGCCACCGGUUCCCAUCCCCACCAGUAACUACCACGAGAAACCGCACGAGACAUCGCCCGUCACGCCGAAACCUAGCCCCGACAUCUGGCCUGCUAAGAUCAUUACAAGCAAAUCUGGAGGAAUCGCUACACCCGACGGAAAGAAACUAAAGUGUCCAUACUGCGAGCGACUUUACGGAUAUGAGACCAACCUGCGCGCGCAUAUCCGGCAGCGACAUCAGGGCAUCCGUGUGCCAUGUCCUCAUUGCUCCCGAACCUUCACUCGCAACAACACCGUACGCCGCCAUAUUGCCCGGGAACACCGUCACCAAGUCACUCCACACCUCCCCCAAGGGCCUCUCCCGAACCACGCGCCGUAAACCCUUUUACGUUAUCCCAAACCUAUCAACCAAUCUACCUCUGUUCUUUCCGACCGGUUCGCUCUUUUCAUCCGAACCGCGUCCCUUGUAACACGUGUACAAUAAUAAUACCUCGUUUAUGCAUAUUUUACGUAACGAUAAUCUACCUCAAAAUUUGAUCUUAAGGAUUAUUUAAGAUUUUGACAUGCGAUUAUUAUAAUAUUGUUACUUAAUUAUUUUGUAUGUGACAUUAAUUAUUCUGUGUUCAUUUCUUGGUACCGUGUUUUAAACAUAUUUUUGUACCUAUUCACCCCAAAUUACGUACCUUAUUCGACUGUGAAAUGAAGUUACCUUUGUAGAAGUUUUAUUUUGAGCUCUCGCUCAUUGUGACAAAGCUUAUUUUGUAUUCUGAGCUGGUGAAUCGAAUAAUUAUUGAUGUUGAGACUGAUGGUCAUAGGCUUAGAAUGUAAAUAAUAGGAGAAUGUAUAUCGCCGUGGCCUAGGUUGAGACAAACAUUAAACUGUGGCAAUCAUUUUGAACAACCAUAGGUAUUCUAUAACUUAAUGAUUCAAUAGAACUUAGAACCAGGUUAAGUUUUAUAAUUUUAACACAUAACUGUGAUACAACAGAACAUGCUUUUUAUUUUAGUCACUGGCCACGCUAUCUAACAACAGUUUUUAUUUUGUACAGUGAAUGGUUUUAGUUUGUACAAAGUACAAUUUGCCCUAGAAACAUAAGUAGUUAGGUAAGAACGUUAUUAUUUGCUGUAAGUUUGUAUGUUGUGUGCAUGGAUUCACAAUUGGUUACCGUCGUCAACCCUGGCGCGCCUCUAGGGGUGUUACUAUUGAGACCAAAUAUUAUAUGUUUUUGUGUGAUGGUAUCGAUUUAACAUUCCGUCGUGAUGUGCAUUUGAAAGGCCACUUAUUUUGUACCUAGUCAUGUCGAGUGCAACCUAUUGAGAUUCGCAAUAUUUAAAUGGAGCUAUCAAUGUCGUAUGUGCUAUAUCGUUGGGCGACAUUGCGGCUUUUAGAGUCUGCAUUUUAAUGAAACAAAAUAUGGGAGAGUGCCAAAUAACUUCAAUAUUAAGUUGACAUUUAUUUAUUUUUAUAUUUUUUACGUUAAGUGUGGAUGUGGCGACUGUGUGCUAUUCCUGAUAUUUAGGAAUGAGUUGCAUUCAUAUUAAUAAUAUUUAUAUUUUAGGUUACCUACAGUUUAUUUAAACAAAGGCUUUAUGAAGGCUCAGUGAUUGCGUCACACAUUACGUGUAUAUUAUAAUCAGCUUAACGUUACCUGGUUUAGUGUCGGUAUAUAAGAAUAUCAUAUAAUUAGAGGUUCCUUAUUGUAAGGAUAUUAAUAUUUUCGAAUAGUAAUUGUUGUCUCUACAUAUUCUUCAUUUACACAAAGAAGCUAUUUUACAAAUACCUCAAAGAUUUUAUGCAAUAGUUUUAUAUUAUUAUCUAUAUUUUAUAUAUUUACUAUUUAUAGUUUGUCAUUAAAUGGUUCCUUGUUCAAAUCAUCUUAUUAAGGGUAUGUAGAGUUGGAACGGUGAUGGUGUAGUUCAAAAUUAUAGUUUGGCCUAAAUUAUUUGGAACAGAAUUGAUCUGUUCUUGGGAUUUGGAUUUUAACAGAUUUUUUGGCGGAUUAUCUGUAAUUGCGAUUGCAUAACUCUCAAAGUGUUAAGUUUUUACUUUAUUUAGAAAGUGCGACUUUUUGUUAUGCACGAGAUCCCUUUGUAUUUUGUGGGUAUUGUUUGUAAUGUAAUUUCAAAAUAUUAAUUGAAACGUUUUGCUAAUGUGGUUUAGGUAGCUAAAUCUAAUACCACAUUGUGGUGAAUUUGUCUACUUACUUAACAAGAUAGAGGGAUGAUUGUUUGCUCCUAAACCGUUAAAACUAAAUAAUGGCAUUAUUUCGUUAACCGUUGUUAAGUAAUGUUUUCUAUCGAUUGUAUUGUUAAAUUUAUUUUUGAUUAUAUUUGAUUAACAUUAGAACGUUUUAUUCUGUUUUUAUAAGUUCGUUUGUUUCUUAUGAAUUUAGAAUUCAUAAAUGUGAUUUCUUUUUGACAUUUAAUGUUUUUGUGAUACACUAAUGCAUGAUGCAUUAAUGCAUAAUGUUCAAAAGCGGGGUACAGAAUCAUGUUAUGAUUAUUUUGUCUUCGUAAACACUCAGUACCAUUAUGCCAUUGUUUGAUGUAGUUUUGAGAUGUACGAGAAGAUGGUGGGCAAUUUUAAAAUUUCUCAAUGUUAAUAAUUUUAAGUGAAUGUGAAUUCUUCAUCGUUUAUAGAAUUGAUGUGUUAGGAUAAUGCAAGCACCCCGCUUGGGCCGAUCUCUAGCACUACGAUAUUUUGAAAUUUGUAGACAAGCUUAUACAUUGAAUGUGUUGUGAAGUUCUGUUGUUAAAACUGAAACCUUAUUCAAAAACAAAUCAUUGUUGAUGAAUCGCUUUGAACUGAAUCGCAUCCGACUUACAUGUUCGAUUUCCAUUUUAUUUCUAACGUGCAAUAGUCAAUGACUCAAAGCUGCAUUUAUUGUUUAUGCUACACAUUCAUUUGGGUUUGUAUUAGGUAAGUUAUAAGUUAGUUUUAAGUGUAAAUAUAUCGCGAUAUGUCGUGAUGGUAAAGCCAAAGAUUGUUACGGGUAUGGUGACCCUCUGCCGUCACAAGAAUCGUGUUGUAUUUAUUCAUUCAGAAAGUUCUAGAAUGUUAAUUCAAUGCAAUUCAUCUUCUGAAUGUUAAUUACAAUACGAUUCGAUUAAUUGUAAGUUUAUCUACCUCGAGGUUUAUAAUUAGUUUAAGAUAGAUUUUUUAUGAGAAAUUAGUUUAAGUGAGACUAAAAUAACAAAGAAGUACAAAUGUACUGACUAGCUCAGGGUUCAAUUUCUGUUAGAACACUUUUCUUUAUGCGUUUUGGAAUCGUCUUCGAUUCAUUCUUUAAUUAAAGUGAUCCUUAUUGACACAAACCUAAUAUGGUUAUAGAAUUCUUUCCUGUAUAAAGAUACAAGAACAGUAAAUGAAACAAGUUUUUCUUCUACGUUUCAAAGUCCGGAAAUACAAUAAUUUAACAUACUUUUCACAGAACAGAUUCAAAAUAGAACGCUGAGAAUUUUAUGGGGAAUUCUUAAUUUAAGUCAUUUAAUCAAAUGGAAUUUUGUGUUCGAACAAUAGCCUUAUAAUAUUCUAGAGUAUAGACAAAUAAAAAAAAAACAAAGCGAGAGAAAAGGUUUAACGAAUCUGUUGUGACUAUUACCCACUUUGUUUGACAGGUCAUAAACAGUCCGCCAUGCAUGGAAUUCGCUCCAUAGUACUUUUAGGCUGGGUUGCAUCAUAUUAUCUGUUAUAGUCAAGGCUUAAGUCAAAUUUAACGUUAACAGUAAUACUGACUUUAACAUAGACUGCGGAACGUGUUGCACCAUCGUAUUCCUUGGCAUAGUUAAAGUUAAAAAGUGAAAUAUAAAGUCUGGAUCGAAUAUUUAUUUGAAACUUUUGAUAUGUCUCCUUUUAGCUAUUUAACAUUAACAAUUAACUGGCGAAGAUUGGAUGGUUAUGGUUAAUAGUUAAAAUUAUGACGUCAUCUAAAAUUGUCAAAUGGUGCAACACAUUUUUGCUUUACCAGUACUUUAACAUGUUUGAUAUUGCUAAAGUUAGUAGGUGCAACUCAGCCUUAAUAUCGAACCACUAGCUAACCCACACAUUCAUAAAUCAAAAUUGGUAUUGCUGUAUCAGGCUCUCAGGUCGGCUAUACUCUAGAAUAUUUUAAAUCUGGUUUGAACGAACGACACACAUCGGCGAGUAUUUGUUACAAAAAAAUUAUGAAGAUGGAUCUGUGACAAGUUUUCACAAUUUAAUUUAAUUAAUCCUAGAAGUAUGGGAUAUCACUUUAAAAAUAACAAAUUUUUGAUUUGAAAGAGCGACAUCUCAAGUCAAUUUCCUAAUAUGCAAUUAUUGGGCUUGAGCAGGUUAUCGACUGUCAAGUAGAUCUUGUAGAUGGAGCCACAACCAGAGAGUUGAACAAGAUUUACGAAAGAUACGUCACUCGAAUGGCCCGAAUUGAAGCGAAGAGCGCUCGGAUGGAAGCCAAGAGGUCGCCAGUUCGAGUCCCGCAUCGUUUAUAAAUUUUGGUUACAAAUUUAAUGUAAUAUUGAAGAUAUUGCAUCACUGAGUUAGUCUUUAGUAUGAUUCACUUGGUUGUGCUCAAGAAUUAUAUUAAUAUCCGUCGUUGUACUUGAGCUGAGUUGAGUCUUCUUUUUAAGUGUUAAUUAGAGUAGUUAUUAUAAUCUCAUUCACUUUCUACCUCAUUUUAACCUAAGUCGGAGAUCGGCCCUAGUACCUCACUCUUCGAGAGUAUAAAAACAAUUAUUAUUAUUAUUUCAUUAUUUUUUAAUCUUUUCCCCAGUUAUUUCUUGUUUUGCGUAGAUGUGAUGUUACUAUGUUUUAAGGAGACGAGAAAAAAAAAUAUUAUUUUGUUUGUUUCUGCGAAUUAAAAAUGUAACAAAAAUAAUUUUUAA
Messenger RNA from Leptidea sinapis, 6042 nucleotides. RefSeq names its product zinc finger protein chinmo-like. Gene Ontology annotation, cellular component: nucleus. The record is from RefSeq and is a predicted model, not a curated record. The coding region runs from base 258 to 1562 and encodes 434 amino acids. Gene Ontology annotation, biological process: regulation of transcription by RNA polymerase II. Gene Ontology annotation, molecular function: protein binding. Lineage: Eukaryota; Metazoa; Arthropoda; Insecta; Lepidoptera; Pieridae. The transcript has 7 exons.